UCACACUGGCGCCGGAAGCCCACGCAUCUGAGGGACAUCAUGAAGCCACUCCUUUCAGUACUCUUGGCUCUGCUAAACCAACUGUAGCUAGCUUGGAGCCCGCCCCGCGGCCUGCUUUCGGAGAGCACCCAACGUUUUCCAUCACUACUCCCUGCCCCUUGGCGGGCGGGACUCUGAGACGUUUGCCUUUGAGUGGAAGGCGGGAAGAUGGCGGGUGCCUCAGAGCGGGACGCAGGGAAGCCUGCAGCCUCUGGUGCAGGUGCUGUUCCCAAGACAAAGGGAAGGAAAGUACAAGGAGGAAGAGUGGUCGAGUCCCGGUACCUGCAAUAUGACAAGAAAACAAAGAAGGUUUCUGCAGCAGCCAAAGGAGAGAAGCCCCCCGAGGGAAGGAAGGCCAGCACAGUGCCUAGGAGCAGAGAAGAGAGCAAAGUGAUGGGGACAGGCAACCUGCAGUCUACCAUGCUGGAAGGGCAUGGCUUGAAUCCACCAGACCUAGACCUUUCUGCUAUUGAUGACAAAAGCAUGUCCAGGAAGGCUCCCCAGCUAGAAAGGACAGUGGCAGGAACUGAUAAGUCCCUUUUGAGACCUGACCAAAAAAGGACACUUCGAAAGAAAAAACGGGAUCUGCAGGAGACCAUGGACAUGAUGGAGUCGCAGACGCUGCUGAUGACCCUGCUGUCUGUGAAGAUGGAGAACAACCUGGCUCUGCUGGAGGAGAAGGCGGAGAAGGACUUGGCAGCCAUGUGCCAUGAGAAGGAGAGGCUGCAGAGGCAGGCACUGGAGCUGAGGCGUCAGCUGCUUCUCAGACAGAAACAUCAGGAGCUGGCCGCUGCCCUGGAUGCCCAGAUUGAGGUGCUGAGCCCUCUUCCGCCUGUGUUAGAGCGCUUCAAAGAGGAGUACAAGACACUGGGCAGAGCCCUGGACACCACGAGGCACGAGCUGUCCAUGCAGGCUGUCCACAUGGAAGGAAGUGGGCAGGAGCUCCUAGAUGAUCUGGAGCCAGCCCUGAGGACCACCCUGCAGCUCUUGGGUGAUCUGAGCAUCUGCUCCCCGGACGACAGUGCACAGGUGCAGGGCGACAGCACACAGGAGCCUGGAGCCAGUGCACAGCUGAAUCAUUUGCUGAAGGAACUGAAGGGCUUGGUCGCUGAGAAAGACCUGGAGCUCUGCAGACUUGUCAGCCAGGUGGUGGAACUUUCCUCCCAGGCCAGUAAAGAGGCAGCUUUGACGAACCAGGAAGUCUGGGAAGAGGCACAGGGUACCCUCACCAGCAGCCAGGGAUACUUCAGUCCAGAUGUCCGCAGGGACCACAGUCCCACCCAGGACAGGACAAAUUCCAGCAGUCUUGACCCUUGAUUGCUUCAGGGCUGCCUGCCCUGCCACCAGUGAAUCCCAAGUCCCCACUCUGUCCUUGCUGUAUGUAAAUAAAUGUAAAUAAAAACAUGUAAUAAA
Rattus rattus (black rat) is the source of this 1452-nucleotide messenger RNA. RefSeq names its product HAUS augmin like complex subunit 8 (gene Haus8). Bases 208 to 1356 code for a protein of 382 amino acids. The transcript has 11 exons. NCBI's taxonomy places the organism in Eukaryota, Metazoa, Chordata, Mammalia, Rodentia, Muridae. The record is from RefSeq and is a predicted model, not a curated record.